AUGAAUUCAACAAGUAAUCUUCUUCUAUAUGAAACAUCAAUUAGUGCGAUGAUUAUUCGCCUCGUGGGAGAGAUAACAGCAAAUGCUUUAGUUUUAUCAGAACAUCCUUAUGGGAAUUACGUUGUGCAGUAUAUAUUGUGCCUGAAGAUACCUCAGGUUACAGAAAAGACAUUGGAGCAACUUGCUGGAGCUUAUGCUUCUCUUUCCAUGAAUAAAUAUGGAAGCAAUGUGGUCGAAAAAUGCCUCAAGGAGUCUGAAGAACAUCAAGCUCUAAAGAUAGUCAAUGAGAUUAUUAGGAGUCCAAAUUUCUUGAUGGUUCUUCAGGAUCCUUAUGGCAACUAUGUUGCUCAGUCUGCACUGGCAAUCUCUAAGGGAGCUACUCGUUAUGCUAUGAUUCACCUAAUUCAUAUGCACUACGAGUUGCUGCACAGCCAUCCUCAUGGAAAAAGGGUCCUUGCACGAAUUCGAGGAAGAAAGCAACGUGUAUGAUUAUGUAAUAUUUAGUACACCGCGCUCACAUGCCCAUAUUUAUUUUGGCGUCUCUAUGUGUGUCUAAUAACUACAUUUGUUGGUAUAAUAAGUUUGUUUAUUGUUUGUAUUUUGUUUAGGAAAUAACUAAGGAUGCUUAGUUAUGGGUUGUGAAGUAGAUUGUCCUAGAUUUUAUUCUCUGGGAUUUUGCUGUUGUUUCUUGUAGGUACUGUUGGAUUUAUUGCAAAGUUUUUUUGUUGGAUUAUUUAUCAAUAAA
Messenger RNA from Olea europaea var. sylvestris, 745 nucleotides. Its product is annotated as pumilio homolog 12-like. Gene Ontology annotation, biological process: post-transcriptional regulation of gene expression. Gene Ontology annotation, cellular component: cytoplasm. The record is from RefSeq and is a predicted model, not a curated record. Lineage: Eukaryota; Viridiplantae; Streptophyta; Magnoliopsida; Lamiales; Oleaceae. The coding region runs from base 1 to 489 and encodes 162 amino acids. Gene Ontology annotation, molecular function: mRNA binding. The transcript has 5 exons.